Molecule: messenger RNA, 864 nt
Organism: Aegilops tauschii subsp. strangulata
Lineage: Eukaryota; Viridiplantae; Streptophyta; Magnoliopsida; Poales; Poaceae
Source: RefSeq, a predicted model, not a curated record
AUGGACGUCUCCAACACCUUCCUCCAUGGUCACCUCGAGGAGCAGGUCUUCUGCCAGCAGCCCACCGGGUUUGUUGACCCGGCGCUUCCCAACCACGUGUGGCUGCUUUCGCGGUCCUUGUACGGACUCAAGCAGGCUCUGCGCACUUGGUACCAGCGCAUCGCGGGCUCUGACACGGCCUACUUGCUGCUCUAUGUCGACGACAUCAUCCUGACGGCAUGUACGGCUGGUCUCCUCAGUCAGCUCAUGGCUCGUCUUCGCGUUGAGUUCGCCAUCAAGGACUUGGGUCCUUUGCACUACUUCCUCACUGUCGAGGUGGUGCGCCGUCCGGAUGGCUUCUUCCUUCAUCAGCGGAAAUACGCUCCUGAGCUCCUGGAGCGCGCCGGCGUGCUUAACUUCAAGCCCGCCUCUACGCCUCUUGAUACGAAGGCCAAGCUUUCUGCCACGGAUGGUUCUCCUGCUUCGGAUGCUGCUUUCUAUCGGUCUAUCGUUGGUGCUCUUCAGUACCUCACUCUGACACGACCGGAGAUCCAGUAUGCCGUGCAGCAGGUGUGUCUUUAUAUGCAUGCUCCUCGAGACGUUCACUGGGCUGCUGUCAAGCGAAUUCUCCGCUAUGUCUGUGGCACUAUGGAUCUUGGCGUCACGCUUCAUGCCUCCACCGACACUGCCCUCACCACCUACUCCGAUGCAGACUGGGCGAGCUGCCCUGACACUCGUCGCUCCACCUCGGGCUAUUGUGUCUACCUUGGACCCGCACUUAUCUCGUGGUCGUCCAAGCGGCAGCCUACAGUCUCUCGUUCCAGUGCUGAGGCUGAGUAUUGCGCGGUGGCCAACGCCGUCGCCGAGUGUUCGUGGCUUCGCUAG